CUUUCACAUGUGCGCAUAAUUCGGGGAAGCAAUGUUAAAGACCAAAAAAAAUCCAAAAUAAUUUAUUUUCCUUAAUCAAAAGAAACUAAAAGACUGUGAAAUUAAUUUUUAGUAAACAGUAUGGAUCGACAAAGUGGUUACUUGAAUGUUUUCCCCUCGGUUGAUCCUGGCAUGAUGCAAUAUGGCUCAAAUAGUGGCGUUCAAAGCAUAUCACCAUACUUAAACGUUGAUCCAGCAUUUUUAAAUCAGUCACCUGAAUGGAUAUUUCCUGAAGGAGCAUCGAGACUGCGUGGUAGAUUUGAAUUAGCAUUUUCACAAAUUGGCGGAGCUAUCAUGACAGGAGCUGUAAUUGGAGGUGUACAAGGCUUUCACAGUGGCUGGAAGCAAAUGGCUUCGAUGGAACAAACCCUCAGUGUCAAAAGAACUCAAUUGUUGAAUCAUGUAUUAAAAAGGGGUGCAGGAGUGGCUAAUACACUUGGUGUUGUUGGAUUAAUGUACAGUGGCUUUGGGGUAAUAUUUUCCUAUGCCAGGGGAAUGGACGAUGAAUUGAACACAGUCGCUGCAGGAACAGCUACGGGUUUGCUAUACAAGUCUACAGGUGGAUUAAAGAAAUGUGCCCGAGGUGGUGCAAUAGGUUUUGGUUUAACAGCUCUGUAUAGUUUGUGGAGCAGCAAAGACAGACUAAGACAAAUGCUAGACUUAUAGAUUAAAGAAAUUAAAUUAAUUUGUAGAUGGACUGUUUUGUAAUUUGCUUCCCAAGUUCUGGGAACUGACGCAUUGUAAUUUAGAUCCACAACAAACAUGCUGACUUAAGAUGGUUUUCUUACGUUCAAUUUUAUUUAUUACAAUAAAACCUGAGUCUUUAUGUUUUACAAUUGCAUUUGUCAUUAAAAGAAAUUUCAAAUCAUGUAUAUUUAGCUGAUGUAAAAAAAACUGGUUUAACACAUUAAAGAUUUUACUUGUUU
Messenger RNA from Uloborus diversus, 965 nucleotides. It is a transcript of the gene Tim23, whose product is annotated as mitochondrial import inner membrane translocase subunit Tim23-like. The record is from RefSeq and is a predicted model, not a curated record. The transcript has 7 exons. NCBI's taxonomy places the organism in Eukaryota, Metazoa, Arthropoda, Arachnida, Araneae, Uloboridae. The coding region runs from base 121 to 705 and encodes 194 amino acids. Gene Ontology annotation, cellular component: TIM23 mitochondrial import inner membrane translocase complex; mitochondrial inner membrane. Gene Ontology annotation, molecular function: transmembrane protein transporter activity. Gene Ontology annotation, biological process: protein import into mitochondrial matrix.